Messenger RNA from Dioscorea cayenensis subsp. rotundata (Guinea yam), 871 nucleotides. Its product is annotated as NAD(P)H-quinone oxidoreductase subunit N, chloroplastic. Gene Ontology annotation, molecular function: oxidoreductase activity, acting on NAD(P)H, quinone or similar compound as acceptor. Lineage: Eukaryota; Viridiplantae; Streptophyta; Magnoliopsida; Dioscoreales; Dioscoreaceae. The record is from RefSeq and is a predicted model, not a curated record. The transcript is spliced from 5 exons. Gene Ontology annotation, cellular component: membrane. Bases 86 to 709 code for a protein of 207 amino acids.
UCCGCCACACAGAGCCCUUUCAAAUCCUAAACCACGACAACCGCCCAUCAAAUCCUUCCCAUGAUGAGCAGCCUCGCCUUCAACCAUGUCCUCCUCCACCGCCUCCGCGUUCCGCCUCCCUUCGCCAUUCCCGUGCUCUCCCGGCGUUUCUCGGCGGCGACGGGGCGGAGCGGUGUCCGUAAGGUGCGGCAUUGGGGAUUUCAUCGGCGGUGACCUUCUGAAGCCCGACCUGGGGCGAUGGCUUGAUGAUGUGGAGAAGCACAAGGCUUUGGCAAUAUAUUCGCCUCAUGAGGGCGGCUAUGAGGGCAGGUACCUCAACAGGCUUCGUUACCAGGGUUAUUACUUCCUCGAUAUGACUGCGCGCGGCCUCGGUGAUCCAGAGACAAUGCUCACCAAGAUCUAUCCCGUCUGCCCGGUGUGCUUAUCUACCACCUUGCCUUUAGAGGCACAUGUUGGAAAGCAGCCCAUUGCAAGAUGGUACUUCCCACCUGAGGUGGAUUUCAGGCUAGCUAUGUUGCCUCCAAAUGCCAAAGGUCUUGUCUUAUGGAUAAUUGAAGCCAAGGUCCUAUCAAAGGCAGAGCUACAAUUCCUAGCAUUGCUCCCUAGUCUCCGUCCUAAAGUCCGAGUCAUCGCAGAAUGUGGCAACUGGAGGAAAUUUAUAUGGAAGCCACUGAAAGAAAUAUCAGGACUUGUGCCACUUGUAGAAUAAAACCAGUCAGCUUUUAUAAAAUGAAAGAAGAUGUGCUUAUGCUACACCAAGUAAUCUGAGAACUCAUUGUAUUCAUUACAGUGCAUUUCUUUGAACAUGAUGAAUUUGUACUUGAGGUUAAUGGUUAAUCUGAAUAUCAAAGCUUCAUAAUUGCAGACUUAA